UCACACAAAUAAAAUCAAAGAGUGUCCAAAAGCAUAAAAGUAAAUAAACAAAUAAGAGCAAAAAAUCAAAAGAAGCACAAGGAAGGAUGGCACUUUUGGUUUCAUCAAUGGCUACCACUCUUGCAUUUGCUACAAACACUUGUGGAUAUAAUAAGAAGGCUGCAACAAUGAGGAGUGCAAGCAGCAGCAAGCAAACAACAUCAGGCAUCAAACUACUAACAAAUGUUGAAAAACUAAGACUGCUAACAAAAGCGGAAAAGGCGGGUUUGCUUUCCGCCGCAGAGAAGGCUGGAUUUUCAUUAUCUUCUAUAGAAAAACUCGGGCUGCUUUCCAAAGCCGAAGAGCUCGGGGUCCUUUCAGCUGCAACCGACCCCUCAACACCGUCGGCUCUAUUCACCUUAAGCUUGGCCCUAUUGGGUUUGGGUCCUUUUUUGGUGUAUUUGGUACCUGAGGAGUACCCUUGGGAAAUUGGGCUGCAAGUGGUGGUGGCUCUUGUUUCUGUUCUUGGUGGUUCUGCUGCUUUUGCAGCUUCAAAUUUUGUGUCUAAUUUGCAAAAGUCAAGUUGAAGAGUAUGCACAUGUGCUUUUCCAUGUUUUUCUUCUUGUAUACAGUUUGGAUUCUUGAAAUUUACUUACUUUUAGGCUAAUAAAUAGGUUGUAAACCAACCAAGCUACUCGAGAUUAA
Messenger RNA from Helianthus annuus (common sunflower), 684 nucleotides. RefSeq lists its product as uncharacterized. The transcript has 2 exons. The coding region runs from base 87 to 566 and encodes 159 amino acids. Lineage: Eukaryota; Viridiplantae; Streptophyta; Magnoliopsida; Asterales; Asteraceae. The record is from RefSeq and is a predicted model, not a curated record.